Molecule: messenger RNA, 5404 nt
Organism: Elgaria multicarinata webbii
Lineage: Eukaryota; Metazoa; Chordata; Lepidosauria; Squamata; Anguidae
Gene: SLC7A11
Product: solute carrier family 7 member 11
Exons: 12
Coding region: 289-1800 (503 amino acids)
Biological process (GO): amino acid transmembrane transport
Cellular component (GO): membrane
Molecular function (GO): L-amino acid transmembrane transporter activity
Source: RefSeq, a predicted model, not a curated record
GCUGAGCUGGCUUCCAGUGAUAGAACAGCACCAAGGUAGCCGUGUGAAAGGGCAGGUGUUCUUGAGAGGCAUUUAGAUAGCAGUGAAAAGUAAGAAACACCUGAAGAGUUUUCUACCUGUUGGCACAAGUGGGUUGAAAGGCUACAGGCAAUGUGUAUAAAAGCAAUUAGCUAGACAAAGGCAGAAAAAGCAAGAGAGAGAGAGGAAAGAAAGAACUGAAGUGCCUGUUGGAGAGGUGUUUUUUUUAAAAAAAACCUUCUUUUUUGGGUGUGUGGGCAGCAUUUAAACAUGUUUAGGAAGCCUCCUGUAUCAACCAUCUCUCAUGGCAGCUACCUGCAAGGACAAUCUAAUGGCAAGUUGCCCUCUGUGUGUGACAACAAGGCAGUCCAAGAGGACAAAGUGGUGCUGAAGAAGAAAGUAACUCUACUGAGAGGCAUAUCCAUUAUAAUUGGCACUAUCAUUGGAGCAGGAAUCUUCAUCUCUCCCAAAGGAAUCCUCGAACACACGGGAAGUGUGGGAAUGUCCUUGACUGUUUGGACUGUCUGUGGUAUCCUUUCCCUCUUUGGUGCUCUCUGCUAUGCUGAACUGGGCACAAGUAUCAAAAAAUCUGGUGGUCACUAUACAUACAUCCUGGAAGCCUUUGGCCCAUUACCUGCUUUUGUAAGAGUAUGGGUGGAGCUGCUAGUCAUACGCCCAGCUGCCACAGCGGUAAUAUCUCUGGCAUUUGGACGUUACAUAUUGGAGCCAUUUUUUAUGCAGUGUGAAAUCCCAGUCCUUGCUGUUAAACUGAUUACAGCCGUGGGAAUCACAAUUGUAAUGGUCUUGAAUAGCAUGAGUGUCAGUUGGAGUGCCCGCAUCCAGAUUUUCCUAACCUUUUGCAAGCUCGUAGCAAUUUUGAUAAUUAUAGUCCCUGGAGUUAUGCAGCUAAUUAAAGGAGAAACUCAGCACUUUAAAGACGCAUUUGUGGGGAAUGCAGCCAGUGUCAAGGGAUUGCCUCUUGCUUUUUAUUCGGGGAUGUAUGCCUACUCAGGAUGGUUUUACCUCAACUUUGUUACUGAAGAAGUGGAGAACCCCGAAAGAAAUGUUCCACUUGCCAUUUGCAGUUCAAUGGUUAUUGUCACAGUUGGCUAUGUGUUAACCAAUGUGGCCUAUUUUACAACACUCAGCCCUGAGGAUCUACUAACGUCCAAGGCAGUGGCAGUGACAUUUGCUGAACGUUUACUGGGAAGUUUUUCCUUAGCUGUUCCCAUUUUUGUGGCACUCUCUUGCUUUGGAUCUAUGAAUGGUGGUGUUUUUGCUGUCUCCAGGAUGUUCUACGUCGCAUCCCGUGAGGGUCACCUUCCGGAAAUUCUCUCCAUGAUUCAUGUUCGCAAGCACACUCCUCUACCAGCUGUCAUUGUUUUGUACCCUCUGACUAUGAUCAUGCUCUUCACUAGUGAUCUCUACAGCCUCUUGAACUUCCUCAGUUUUGCCAGGUGGCUUUUUAUAGGAUUGGCAGUUGCUGGGAUGAUUUACCUCCGAUAUAAACGCCCUGAUAUGCUUCGUCCUUUCAAGGUGCCACUCUUUAUUCCUGCUCUGUUUUCCUUCACCUGCCUGUUCAUGGUUGCAUUAUCACUUUAUGCUGACCCUGUCAAUACAGGCAUCGGCUUUGCAAUAACACUGACUGGUGUGCCUGCCUACUACCUCUUUAUCAUAUGGGACAAGAAGCCAACGUGGUUUAGACGGCUCUUAGCCAAGACAACAUCAACAUUGCAAAUAAUCUUGGAAGUAGUUCCACCAGAGGAGAAUCUGACAUCAUGAACUUCUACAGUUGGAUGAGGCACUGUUGACCAAGCAUCCAGUUUCUUCACCAGUUGAUGAAGAAAAGAGCUUUCUCAACGUUUCUGAAAAAAAUGGAGAAAUGAUCUAAACAUCACUUUUAAGCUAAUACUUGAUAAGAACUAUAGAUGGAACUGUUUUCGGUGUCAACAUUUUUUAUAUGUAGUUAUUCAAUACUAUGGAUAGGCAACGGUCUUGAUAGCAGAGGCUACAAAACUGUUGUGGAACAAAGUGCAUUUUCUCCUUUUAUGAGAAUAGAGUCAAUGUGAUAUUUAAAAUAUAUUGUAUCAUACAAGGAAUCCAGUUUUUCACAUUGAUGAUUUUUAUUGUAGUGCAAAUGAACAUUUGUUUUAAAAAUGUUCAAAUAGCUAGAAAUAAUAGCAUGGAUGAUGUUUGCAUUCUGUGUAUUGGGCAAGAAGGAAGACAGGAGUAAAAAAAAUGUUUCAGUACAAAAUUACUCCAUACUUUUUUUAAUAUCCCACCUUUCUGUUUCAUUGAUUUAAUUGCUGAAAACAAAAAUGUGCACAUUCUGUUUGCCUUCUUAGUGUUUGAAGGUAUGAAUGGGUUUCCUGAAAAUGCCAAUGAAUGUAGCAAUAGAUGGACAGGGAGGCACUUUCUGUAUGACCAAUAAUGACAUAGGUACUGUGCUAUCCUGUGACUUAGGCAAGUUUGCUCUACUGUACUGUAUCUCAGUUGUAAAUUGACACAAAUAUGUUCUAACAGCUAUGCUGUGCUGAUGCAACUGAAUUAUUGGUAACACUUUAUACCAUUUUGGUGACUCAUAAGCAUCUAAGAAGGUGGCAUUUAUUGUCUUCAUUGCUGGCCCAGUCUUACCAAUGGAGCAGUUGUCUCAAAUUUGAUCAUGGUGGCUGUUACCCGUGACCCAUUCAGGCUGCACUUGCACAAUUGUCUGAGAUAAUUGAUGUCACCAGCACAGCACCAAAGUUUGUGUUGUUUCUAUGUAGCAGACCUUGUAGUAUAUCCAAUGUAGCACAAAAAUGCAUAGGAUUGGACCAAUUGGGAGGGUAGCACCUUCUCAGUGUUUGUUUUUUUAAAAUGUAGUAAUGUAUCUUAAUAACAAAUUAUUAUUGAGUCUGCAUUUAUUAUAUUUUCCAGUCUUACCCAUGCAUUUUAAACAUGGCAGCUAUCAAAGCUUUGAUUUUAACUUUAGGAAUUUGGGAGUUAUGAUUGGAAGUCGAAGAACCAUGAAGUUAAUUCUGUUCAUUUAAGGUGGCGUUGGACUACUGUUUCCCAAUGCCAAAUGCCAAAACAUUUUUAAAAAUGACAUGAUUUUAAGAAAACAAAAAACUAUUUUGUGAGAUGACAAAGGAUUAAAAUUUCCAUAGGAGAAAAAGACCAAACAAAAAUCCCAUUAAGUAGAUUUGUAGUAUCUAUGCAGCUUCGGAUCCCAUCUUCUAAGUUUUAUUCUAGGUUUAUCAACAAGUCAACAGUAGUUUCUCCCUUAACAGUCUAAUACUUCCGUUUUUCCAGUGGCAUAUUAAGUUAAAAAUAUUGAUGAUGUGGAUAUUCAUUUUGAAUAUCACAAGUUUGCAUUUAUGUGCAGUAGACGUUAUCUAAUAAAUCUAAAUUUUAUUACAUUAUCUAAAUGUAAUAAAAUGUAAUGUAAAUUUUAUUACAUUAUCUAAAUGUAAUAAAAAUAAAUAAAUAUCUCUGACUUCAAUUCUGUUACAUGGUAAAGUUUGCUAUCCCGCCAGCUACCUCAUGAUAACAACAACAAAAAGUGAGAUGAGACUAACUUGCUGUCCUGAAAUAGUAACCCAACCUUGUGUAUAGACAGAGGUUACUUGUCAUCAGUUGGAAGCAUAACAGGAUGCUCUUUCUCAAGUUCUUCCUCAUCAAACCAUCAUGGUUAGUAAAUAUAUUUUCAAAUGAAACAAAGCAUCUCCUUCCAGUUUUUUUUUUUUUGUAGUUCCAUUGUCAUAUUUUCCUCUCUCUCUCUCUCUCUCUCUCCCCCCACUAGGAAAAACAAACCACUCCCCUCCCAACUUUCACAUAUAGUAGCCCUAAGUGUUAACUUGAAACUGGGAGUUAUUCAAACUGACACUACCUAUGUCAAUAGAAUUCUGUCGAGUUUCUUCUUGUGUUCCAAAGUUUCUUUUCCUUUUUUUUUUUUUUUGCAGUUGGAAGCAUAACAUUAAAAUAUGUUUUAGACAUCACUUUUUAGUAGGAUUAGUGGCACCCAUGGAGGCUCUGUGUCCUUAGAGAAAUUGCCUCCUUCAUUAAUUGUGCAAUUUCAUAUUCCGUACACAGUGAAUAAUUUGUAAAGUAAUCGUGUGACUUUUAGAAAGGCGCACAGGAGACUUAUUAUUCUAAUUAAUAAUUCCAUUGCAUGAAUAUUUACAAUCAUUAUAAUAAUACAAAGCUAUAUUAAUGAGGUACCCACUGUGUGAUAAAACAAGGAGAGUAAGUUGCAAAGAAAUGUAUAGCUGUACAAAGCCCAGAGAGUAAACAAAGUUGCAUGUAAAAUAGAUGGAUAAUGCUGAGUAGUGUACUGGAGACUGAAACUCUAAGGCUCUAGCUAGAUGUGGGAUGGCAACCCAAACCAUAGAACAGGGAUUGUGUCACAGCCAUAACACAGAUGCAACACAAUGGGGGAAAGAGAUGAUUUCAGGUGGUGGCAUAGUGGGUGGGAGGAGUUCAUCCACCCACUUCUGUUGCCCCCAGAACCUGCUCCCUGUUUCCUUUAGCUGGGCUUACUUUCAGAGCUUCUGUACAUGAGAGAUUUAUUGCAUGCUCCUGAUUCUCCUCAAGCUCAUGGAAGUUUGAGUGUCCAUUACAUAAUGCCAUCAACCUCCAGAAGUUUCCUGCUCCUUCCUCCAGUAUUCUUGCUUUUAGAAAGAUCAGGGAUAAUGCACUAUUUAAAAUUAUCGUGGGAUAUCCCCAGUAUGUAAAGUCAGCAUGGUGCUACAACGAAGCCACUAGAUGGCACUGUUUUUUUGAACUUUAUGGAGCAUUGCAGAGAGAGGAAGUUUUUAAUUACAAAUCACAUGGUCAGCAUUGGCUGCCAUCUAAAUGAACUGUUGUAAACACAGAAAAGACCUGAGAAGAAGAAAGCCUGAUAAGGGUGCAGUCCCCCCACUUAAUUUAGAGACACUCUUGAUCUCAGAACCUGGCCAGGAAAAAUGUGUACAGACCUAAUUGAAGUGGCUGGCAUAACAGGGAUUCAUCUGCCCUCUCCUGCCUAUCAUUCCUCUGCGUAAAUCCCUCUUAGUUUACAACUCAUGGGACUGUUGCCAUGAUUGCAUGUAGUUAGGACCUACGUAUGAGUAUAGGUCUAAUUAAAUACCUUCAUGCAGGACUACUGCAAGAAGGAUCCACAGUAUGUAUCAACAAGGCCUUAGAGCCCAAUCUGAUAGAAACGCUUACAUGAAUAAGGAUGGGAAGAACGAAUUCUGCAGAUUUGUUCUAUCCAUCUCCAUCUACCUAUUGAUUUGCUGCUGCUCGACACAAAGUGUUCAGUUUUGGUCCUCAGCACCACUAGAAUAGUCUGAUGCUACAACUAUUUCUACUUUGUGAAUCACACACAGCUGUUAAGUAGUUUACCUGAGCAGGAGCGUUCCUGCAU